Molecule: messenger RNA, 787 nt
Organism: Macadamia integrifolia
Lineage: Eukaryota; Viridiplantae; Streptophyta; Magnoliopsida; Proteales; Proteaceae
Product: protein INVOLVED IN DE NOVO 2-like
Exons: 3
Coding region: 1-708 (235 amino acids)
Biological process (GO): gene silencing by siRNA-directed DNA methylation
Source: RefSeq, a predicted model, not a curated record
AUGGCCGCAAGAGUUGGAGGUAUUCCAGGGACUGUUUACGCCAACGAAUCCCCAAAGGAAUCUGCCCAAGAGAUAAGAGGUGACCAUCAUCAUGGAGAACUUGGCGUUUCUGAAUCCCCAAGUGGUUGGAACAAUGAUGUAUUUGUUUGGCCUUGGACUGCAAUUGUUGUUAACCUUCCAACUGAUUGCAAGGAUGGAAUAUAUGUGGGGGAAAGUUGUUCCAAGCUGAGGGAGCAGUUCAUACAGAAAGGAUUUAAACCUCUGAGGGUGUGUCAUUUGUGGAAUUAUCAGGGUCAUUCAGGGACUGCCAUUGUGGAGUUCAACAAAGAUUGGUCGGGAUUUAACAAUGCAAUGGCAUUUGAGAGGGCAUAUGAAGCAGAUCAUCAUGGGAAAAUAGAGUGGCAUGGAAGAAAACACAAAGGGUCCAGUAUAUAUGCUUGGGUUUCCCGUGAAGAUGACUACAAAUCUGGGGGGAUUAUAGGGGAGGAACUCCAAAAAUAUGGAGAUUUGAAAACCAUUUCUGAUAUUGUGGCGGAAGAUGAACGGAAGAAUAAACUUGUUUCAAGUCUUACUAAUGUGAUUGAAAUCAAGGAUAAGCACUUGAAUGAAAUGGAGUGCAAAUUCACUGAGAGUACUCUGUCUCUCAGCCGUUUGAUGGAUGAGAAAGAUGAGCUACAACAACUAUAUAAUGAAAAUGAAAGAGCAUGAGCAGCGUGGCAUGGAGUUGAAGAAGCGGGAGGCACAAAAUUAAACUGAAAGAAGAAAACUAUGGGAAGAUAGGGAAAAG